Molecule: messenger RNA, 1087 nt
Organism: Erythranthe guttata (spotted monkey flower)
Lineage: Eukaryota; Viridiplantae; Streptophyta; Magnoliopsida; Lamiales; Phrymaceae
Source: RefSeq, a predicted model, not a curated record
AAUCAGUGGAAAUGACUUUAAAAAAUUCACCAAAAAGAAAUCAAUAUUUUAUUCCCAUUCUCCGACGCACGCCACCGUCUUUUCGCCGUACUGGUGCGACCUUCGUCAUCAGAAACACACACACACACACAAUUAGUGUGUGCAUUUCUCCAAUUUUGUAGAACUAUAAAACGAAACUAUUCGGCAAUGUCAAAACCAUUUCCACUGCUCCUGUCGACGUGUUUCCUCUUCCUUUUUCACCACCACCGUCAAUGGCUCCUCCGCCGCCUCCCUCAGCCUCCAUCGCGAUUAAAUCUAACGAUUCCAGCACCACCUCAUCCUCUCUCCCACCGCUUCCCCUGUCCUCUAUCGCCGGCACCGCCGCUCAGUCCAGUACGGGGGGCUCCGACCGAUGAUUUCCUUGCGGUGCCGCCCGGCGGUCCUCAAAUUUAACUUCGGUCCGGUCAUCGGAAUCCUCGGCAACGCUACCGACGCCUCGUACAUCGCCGCCGGUGCUAGGGUUAUCCCCCUCAUCUACAACGAACCCUUGGAGCUUCGUAACGAGAAACUCAAUUUGGUCAAUGGAGUGAUCUUUACUGCCAAAAGCGGUGUCUACUUUGACGUUGUUAAGUCGAUAUUUGAGAUUAAUGUUCGGAGAAAGAAUGAUGCCGGGCAUCAUUUCCCUUUGCUUGCCAUCUGCUUAGGUUUUGAACUAUUAACCAUGAUCGUCAGUGAGUGUUCAGGACGAAAACAUCAUGGACAAAUUCAACGCAAAAAAUCACGCUUCAAAUUUCAAAGUUCCCUGAGCCCUAUGGUUCAAGCACGCAAAUAUCCGGUGACUGCUGUUCAGUGCUAUCCAGAGAAAAAUGCGUUUGAGUGGGGCUUAUCAGGGAUUCCACACUCGGAAGAUGCAGUUCAUGUCACUCAACACGUUGCCGACUUUUUUGUGAGGGAGGCUCGGAUAUCCGCCAAGAACAAGCCUAAGCCAUCUCCCUGGAAAGUGCUCGAUAACCUUAUUUAUAAUCAUAGUCCCACAUAUUGCAGGAAGGCUGGGAAUGGGUUUGACGAGGUUUACAUUUUCAGCUCAACUCUCUGCCAAUUUGCAUGA